Molecule: messenger RNA, 883 nt
Organism: Schistocerca piceifrons (Central American locust)
Lineage: Eukaryota; Metazoa; Arthropoda; Insecta; Orthoptera; Acrididae
Product: methylated-DNA--protein-cysteine methyltransferase
Exons: 4
Coding region: 106-696 (196 amino acids)
Biological process (GO): DNA repair
Cellular component (GO): nucleus
Molecular function (GO): methylated-DNA-[protein]-cysteine S-methyltransferase activity
Source: RefSeq, a predicted model, not a curated record
UUGACUUAUGUACUUUGUUAUUGCCGCCAAAUUUUUAUGUUGGGUGAGGGUGUUGUGAUUUAUGCAAGUGUCAAUGUAAUGUGGUAAUAGCGUGGCAGUUAGUAAAUGGCGAAAAGAAUGAAUAAAACACGCUGUCUGGUCAAUUCAUGCAUUGUCUCGUCUCCAAUAGGCAAUCUGUAUGUCAGAGUCUGCAAGCAAGGAUUACAUUUUCUGUCACAAAGCGAUGAAACAGUUGGAGAUAACUUCCAACCGGAUAAAAGUCAAGAAGUAAGAAUUAUUUGUUCAGAAGAUGGAAAAUCAGCACAGGAGCAAAUUGCUUAUACUGUUAUGUGGUUGCACACAUAUUUUCACGAGAUUCAGGCUCUACCAAAUUUAGCUCUUCCAUCAAUGUGCCCUACUGUAGGAGAAGGCACAUUUAGAGGUAAAGUGUGGAAUAAACUUGCUGAAUAUGUUGGGCCUGGUUGUACAGUUUCGUAUGGAGAAUUAGCAAAAGUUUCUGGCCAUCCAGGGGCUGCCCAGGCCGUUGGAACAGCAAUGGCUACAAAUCCAUUCCAAAUAAUAGUUCCUUGUCACAGAGUUAUUCGCACCGAUGGUACAAUGGGACAAUAUGCCCGAGGCACCAGAAAUGAAGUUAAAUUGUGGCUUUUGGAGCAUGAGGGCAUAACAGGCCAUAAAAUAUCUCACAUUAAAUGCUGAAACCCGCAUAAAAAUUAGCUUUGGAGCUGCAAUCUGUCUGUUUUUUUUUAUUAUUUUUUAUUAUUAUUGUCAUAACAGAUAAAGAUGCAUAGAUUAGAGCACAUGAUCUUCAAACAUGAUUAGAGAGUUAAUGGAUUUCUGCACAUUACUUACAGAAUAUUAAAAAGAAAUUACUAUUUUCACCAUA